CCGGGCCACCAUGUCGGGCCCUGAGGCGGCGGCGGCCAGGACGGGCCUGGAAGGGGCCGGGAAGGGCCCGAGAGCGGAGCCCUUGGGGCACCUGGAGCUGCUGGAGCACUGCGGGCGCUGCCGGGAGCGCCUGAGCCCUCAGCGGGACCCGCGGCUCCUGCCCUGCUUGCACUCGGUGUGCGGGACCUGCCUCGGCGGAGAUGGAGCGGUGUUCGAGUGCCCCGUGUGCCGCUACCAGUGUCCCCUGGGGGACAUCCUGGACAACUUCUUCCUGCAGGACAGUGGGGCUGGAGCCACCGCAGGGCCUGAGCCCCGCCAGAGCUGCAGCAGCUGCGAGGACAACGCGGCGGCCACGAGGUUCUGCGAUGACUGCGCCGAGCCCCUGUGUGACACCUGCGUGCAGGCCCAUCUCAGGGUCAGGUACACCCGGGGCCACUCCGUCCGGGACAUCGGCUCAGCCCCGCCCCGUUCCGGUGCCGAUCCCGCUCUGGGGCCGUGCCCAGAGCACCCGGAGGAGCCCCGGGAUCGGUUCUGUUCCACCUGUUCCACCCUCAUGUGCCACCUGUGCCAGCUCAGCACCCACCAGGGCCACCGUUCCCAGAGCGUCCCCGAGGCGGCCGGUGAGCAGCAGUCGCUGCUGCUGGACGUGUCCCGCUGCCUCAGCUCCAAACUGUCCUCGCUGCGGGACUGCCAGCGGCACCUGCGCGGCCUGCAGCGCCAGGGCUCGGAGGCGCAGCAGCGGCUGCAGGUGGAGGUGAAAAUGGCCAUCCUGCAGGUCAUGAGGGAGCUCAACAAGCGCGGCAAGGUCCUGCUCGGGGAGGCCCAGGUGACGGAGGCGUGGCAGGAGGAGCUGGAGCGGCGGCUCCGGGCGCUGUCGGAGCUGCAGAAGCACCACGAGCUCGUCAUGUGCUUCGUGUCCCGGGCCAUGGGCACCUCCCGGGGCACUGCCCUGCUGCUCUCCCACAGACUGAUCCAUUCCCAGAUCCAGCGGAGCCUCCGUGUCCCGGUGGAGCGUGAGGAGCCCCCGGGGGAGCUGAAAUUCCAGUGGGAUCUUCCCGCCUGGACCAAGAGCGCCGAGAACUUCGGCACCAUCAUCUCGGAGUGGCCCCUGCCCCGCCCCGGGAGCCCCCCCCCUGCCAUGAGGCCCCGAGAUCCCCCCCCGCCCCCACAGGUGGUGAGCAAUGGGCAGGUGACCCCUAGGCUGCUCUUUCAGCCCCCCCAGAACAGGGCUGGAGGGGGGGCACAGGAGGCCCCCUGGGGGUCCCCCCCAAUUGGGCGGGAGGCUCUGGGCCCCCCCCUCCCACCUCAGUUUCCCUCUGGGAUCGAGGGCUUGGAAUGUCCUGACUUGUCCCCCCCACACCUGGAGCCGCCGCCGGAGACCCCCAAGCUGGCAGCCGCCGGGCCCCCCGAAAACAGCGUCACAGGAGGGGACAGGAGGAAACCUGGGAAUUCCCCCCGGGAGGAGAAGUUCGUUAAGAAGCUGCUCAUUAAACGGAGGCGUCCCCGAGGGUGCCAGGGCCCCCCCCCACGCCCCCUCAAGGUGCCACGGGUGUCCCUGGAGCGGCUGGAGCUGGGCCUGGCGCUGGACCCGGCCCUGCCCCUGCCCGCCUUCCGCGUCCUGCCGGGGCCCUCGGCCGGGCAGUUCAGCGUCAUCGUCAUCGAGCAGGGGGGGACAGCGCAGGGGACAGCCCAGGGGACAGCCCAGGGGACACCCCCAGGGACAGCCCAGGGGACAGCCCAGGGGACACCCCCAGGGACAGCCCAGGGGACAGCCCAGGGGACACCCCAGGGGACAGCCCAGGGGACAGCGCAGGGGACACCCCAGGGGACAGCGCAGGGCACGCGGCCACAGGGACACAUCCCCAUCAAGGAGGAGCCUCAGGAAUUGGCCAUCGGGGACCCCGGGGACACCAAGCCCGUGGGGCUGCUGCCCCCUCCCGCCGUGGGGGGUGUCCCCGGGGGUGUCCCCACGGAGGGUGUCCCCACGGAGGGUGUCCCCACGGAGGGUGUCCCCGUGGGGUGGAGCUGCCGGGUGUGCGGCCGCGCGGGGGCCGUGGUGAUGUGUGACCGGUGCCAGCGCUGCUUCCACCUGCACUGCCACCUGCCCGCCCUGCUCGACGUGCCCAGCUCCGACUGGACGUGUUCGCUGUGCCAGGAGCUCCCCCCGCCCUCCGAGGCCCCCUCGGGCCAGGGAACCCCCGCCCGGCUGAGCCCCCUGGACCAGCAGAGGUGUGAGCUGGUGCUGCUGGAGCUGCUGUGCCACGAGCCCUGCAGGGCCCUGCAGCGCCCGCGCGGCCUCGCGGAGGGGGGUCCCGCCCUGGACCUGACCCUGAUGAGGGCGAAGCUGCAGGAGAAGCUGAGCCCCCCCUACAGGACCCCCGAGGAGUUUGCCAGGGAUGCCUGGAGGGUCCUGGGACAGCUCCAGGGGACCACCGAGGACAAGGUGGGGCUGCAGUCCCUGCUGAGCGUCCAGAGGUUCCUUGAGACCCGCCUGAGCCGUGUCUUCGGGGACAGGAAAUUCUGGGACCACCCAGGGACCUCUCUGCAGCCUGAGCCCCCUCCCCAGGGGGGCUGGGACCACCCGGGGUCACCCCUGGCAUCCUGGGACCCCAAUUCUGCUGCUCCAGGGUCCUGAUCCCCCUCCCCGGGGUCCUGAAACCCUCCCUGGAACCCCAAUCCCCCUCCCCGGGGUCGUGAUCCCCCUCCCAAGGGUCCUCAAAUUCCCCCUGGGACCCCAGUUUGUUCUCUCUGGGACCCCAAUCCCCCCUCUCAGGACCCCAAUCCUCCUCACCAGGGUCCUGGUCCCCCCUCCAGGACCCCAGUUCUGCUCCUUGGACCUAUAAAACCGCUCCUGGUCCUUCUUCACUGUGGGUCAGGAUUUGCCCGGCUGUGACCCGUGGGAGGCCCGGGAUGGAGCGGGGUCCUGGCAGGGACCUGCAGGCCGUGGAGAGGGAAGCCCAGGCUGGAGCAGGUUUUUCCCGGGUAGGACUUGC
Molecule: messenger RNA, 2993 nt
Organism: Pipra filicauda (Wire-tailed manakin)
Lineage: Eukaryota; Metazoa; Chordata; Aves; Passeriformes; Pipridae
Product: transcription intermediary factor 1-beta-like
Exons: 18
Coding region: 11-2635 (874 amino acids)
Biological process (GO): innate immune response; negative regulation of DNA-templated transcription; positive regulation of DNA-templated transcription
Cellular component (GO): chromatin; RNA polymerase II transcription regulator complex; nucleoplasm
Molecular function (GO): transcription corepressor activity; ubiquitin-protein transferase activity; zinc ion binding
Source: RefSeq, a predicted model, not a curated record